Pocillopora verrucosa is the source of this 2468-nucleotide messenger RNA. NCBI's taxonomy places the organism in Eukaryota, Metazoa, Cnidaria, Anthozoa, Scleractinia, Pocilloporidae. The record is from RefSeq and is a predicted model, not a curated record.
CAAAUCGAAAAUGAAUUUAUUAGAGGAGUCAUGACGGUUGUUAACCUAUUCGACAGUGAUCUCGUCCACUCGGCGUUCAACAAAGGAAGAAAUUAUUUCUGUAGCCUCGUCUGCAAGACUUAGCGAGCCUUAUUCAGCCAUAACUACCCUUGGUCAAUCCACAAAGGGUGUGAUCAACUCUUGAAAACAUCAAACACUCCAGAGGAUAUAACCAACAACAGACCCAAUAUUCAAAGAACGCAACGUUGAGUGAAAUAAAGACUCAGCUUUUUUAGAGCUGAGCUUAUCCCGUCAACCAAGUAUUCAGAUAUUUUAUGCUGACUUCUUCAAACAGUAGAGACUAGGAAGCUGCAGAUCCAAAAAUGUUGACGUCCUCGCAGGCUGAUAACGGCUCCACGGCGCAGCCUCCAUUCUCGUAUCCAUCAAGUAUUAAACUCACCUUCGCCAUCUUAUACGCUGCAAUCAUUUCAAUGGCCUUAGUUGGAAACAUUUUGGUGAUCUAUAUUCUGUACAAGAGGCCAGAAACAAGAAGAUUAACAAGCUUCAUGUACGUCAACCUCGCUGUGGCCGACCUACUCGUAACAGCUGUUGUCAUGCCUCAGUCGAUGGAACUAAUCAUUUUGGAUAAUCUGUGGAUCGAUGGAACAUUUGGUGAAUUACUUGCCAAGCUCAUCAUGUUUGUUUUCUUCGUGGCGGUCACAGCGUCCGUCUUCUCUCUAACAGCCGUGGCUUUUGACUUCUUCUUCGGGAUUGUCCUUCCCAUGCAAAAGUUCCCUCGCUUUAGGAACAAAAAGAUCUUGGUUCCCACAAUUUGGAUCACUUCAAUGUGUCUGAUGACUCCAUGGCUGAUCACAGUCAAAGUUAAGAACUCCAGGAUAGAAUUUAAGUUUACUCAGUUUGGCGAGACUCAAGCAGCUUUGAGAGGUAUCUUUCUUUAUAUCGUAGUCACCAUCUACUUGUUGCCCCUAGUUACCAUGUGCAUUCUCUAUGGACACGUCUGUCACACACUGCACAAGCACAAACUGCCGGGCAUUGCCAUCAACAAUCACGCAAGAACUCGGGCCCAUGCUACCAAGCGUCAAGUUAUUCAUAUGUCGAUCGCUGUCGUUGUUGCCUUUGCACUUUGCUGGCUUCCAGCGCAUGCGUAUCAUAUGAUUUUGGCCAUUGACUUCAGUGUGCGGGAAUCGCUGCCAUAUUAUUUUAUGCUGUUAUGCUAUUGGUGUGGACAUGCAAACAGCGUUGUUAACCCGUGGCUCCUGAUAUACCUUAAGAAGAAAUUCCGUGCCGCAUUUAAGAGAAUGAUAACUUAUCCAUUAUCGAGAAUCUCAUUUGCUAGCAAGAAUAAUGAGAGCGUAAGAAGUGUAACUAGACUGCCUAUCAGAGACCCGAUUGUCCAAGUAAGAGAACAUUACCAGUUUGAAAGUUCUGUGUGAGGAUUAUUGUUAACUCUUCAUAGGUUUUAUUAUAUUCAAGUUGUAACAUUUGCAAGCUCAUUACAAGUCCAGUGACCAGCAGGCCAAAUUAAUUGAAUUCAGAUCGAUGGAUUACGACUCUGCAGAACGUGAUCCACUAAAUCAAGGGUUUUGUCUCCAUGCAGCAUUUGGCUCGCAUAAUGGUGUAAUACAUAUAAUAAUAUAAAAUAUAAUCAUUAUCAUAGAAAAUGUGGAUUUUUACCGCCUUGAUGUGCAAGUGUUAAAAUGAAGAAUUGUGUAGAGAUCUAGUUGCCUCUCAUUUUCGCACUUUUCUUUUCAUUUCGGAUGCCGUUUGUCAAACAUGUCAUAAAAAACCUUAGCGAUACCCGGCAUCUGUCUGGGAAUUGAGAUCUGGCCCGCACUCGACAGAGUGGAGGAAGUAGAGCCUUCAAAAGAAACAAAACAAAACAAAACAAAGAUUCACUUUACCAUGACAAUGCAAAUUGCGUUCGAAAUGAAAUAACUCGUAAAGAAGGAAGGCAAUGCUGCACAGCGUCACGGCUCAUAAAAGCGUACAGUGUAGACCGAGCCAUAAGUUAAAACUGGUGCUUUGUGGAUUAGUUUGUCCUAAUGGAAUUAAGAUCACAAAUCAAGCCACCUAACCACACCAGUCUUGGGUUACAGUUUGGGAUGUUGAUCGGUCAUCAGGACCGAGAAAGACAAGGUAGAAUCGGGUCAUCAGAUUUCACAUACGACUAAGCCCUGCGCGUAUUCACGUCAAAUCGCAAAUUUCACCCGGGUGUGGAGUGGUACACUUACAUAGUAACAUAUUCUCAUAGCAUUGAUACCAAAACAACAUUCACACAUAAACUAAACGGCAAAGAUUCAAGGGAAGUUUAGUGUGAACGAGUCUUAGAGUGAUUUCUCAGCAAAUGACUUAUUUAUUGGAAAAGGGUUAUUCUUCACGUCUCCUCAAGUAACGCCAUGCACACCUACGUGUAGUUUGGCCCUCUUAAUAUUAAAAUCUUCGUACAGCCUUCCAACGAUUUCUCUCAC